Molecule: messenger RNA, 8251 nt
Organism: Varroa destructor (honeybee mite)
Lineage: Eukaryota; Metazoa; Arthropoda; Arachnida; Mesostigmata; Varroidae
Product: anoctamin-7-like
Biological process (GO): chloride transmembrane transport
Cellular component (GO): plasma membrane
Molecular function (GO): protein dimerization activity; chloride channel activity
Source: RefSeq, a predicted model, not a curated record
AUGAACAGUCACAGCAGCUAUGAUAACAGCAGAAGCACACGAAGACGAUGACUCGCUAUCGUACUCGCUAAACUAACGUAGGCCGCGGGUCGUGCAGGCAAUUGUUGUCAAAUAGUGUACUCAUAUUACCGCCGCUACUGCUGAUUUUCGAACGCGCUCUCAGAAGCGCGGAUCCGUCGACAGCGAAAAUAGUGUUGGACUGGUGGCGUACAAUUUGUGGCAGAUUUGCGGUUUUCCACGCGGCCGAGCCGUGUAGCUGUCAUCCGCCGUGAAACUGGUGCAAUUAUCAGUGCCGGCAGUACCGUCUCUAUUAUUUGUCAGCGCUCGCAGAACUCGUGGAGCCCGACAGGCAGCCGACGACAAUAGCACUGCGCGAAUCUAUCGAACAUAGUUACGCGUUGCGAAACGAAGUCGGGGCAACGAAGUAGAAUGACGGGGGACUUUUUCCUAAGUCGGGUGUGUCCGCCUACCCGAUUCUGCCGAGGACAUACCUGACUGAACGGCGUGUCUGCGACGUGACAAGUAACAUACAAUGAUGUCGACUCUAGGGGUGGUGAGGCUUCUAGCGGUGGCCUGUCGGCUGUUACCCCAGUCGUUCCUAGUGAGAAGCGUACAGCUGAUGCUAACGGUGCUGGAGCCGUAACGGAGACGAGGCGGUACGAAGGAUGCAGAAAUAUGUGCAGUGUGUGGCAAGACCGCUUGACAUCUGGCCAGCAUUGCGGUUUUAUUAUUAGUGGAUAAUUAUGAGUGGUGCAGUGAUAGCGUUACUGUGCGUAUAAACUGCUAGCGGGUAGCUGGCGCACGUUGUCGUCUUGCCGCUUCUUUUUUUUUUACCAUGACUUAUUAUAACUGCCUCUACAACGACGAAACCUAUGUGUCUUGAUUCUCUCUCACUUUUUCUCACUCACUCUCUCUCUCUCUCUAUAUAUAUAUACACCGAUGAGCAGUGCGAUCAGGCGGCAUAAAUGUUACCGACUCAGAAAAGCUCUACGUAGAGGUUGUCGUGCGUUUUCGAAUGGACGGAACUUUGAGAAAAUUCGCGCAGCAGAAAGACAGGCACGCAGUAUGAAAAUUACGCACAGAAAAAUGUUAUUUAUUUUCCCAUUGGUGCAGUGGCCGAAUCACGUUGCAGUAUAAUUAAUAGGAACAAGAUAAUUAUUAAUUAUUGCUGCUAAUCAUUAUUCAUCUGUGAUCAGCUAUCCAUCAAAGUGGAAAGUUGUUUCGUCAUCAAUAUUGGAUAUACAUAUACUAAGGAAUAGAAACAAAAAAGAGGCAAGGAUAAUAUCGCGUUUCGGUUAAUCGAGAGUUGGAAUGGAACGCUUCUGGAAGACGAUUAUAUAAAGCCAGUAGACUGCUCGUUGCGUCAAAAAAGCGUCCGAUAUUACAAAUCGACGAUGAAAGAGAAACGCCUGCUUCUUUACUAUCUGUAAGCUUGAUUGAGACCCCUCAGAGCCCCAAUGGCUGAGGAACGUCUCGAGCUCCAUGGGCCCAGUAUCUCGGCAACUCCAGUCACUUAUUACGGCUCCCUAGAAAGGUGUACCGAAAAUAGGUCCGCACCAACAGGCAACAGAGGUCAACUAACGGCGGGCGGAGGUGGAGACGAUGAUCGCUGCGCCCUCUUGCCACAUUCAACUGGACCUUCGGGAUGCAAUUCGGCAAGUGGCCACCCGAUGGCGCUUAAGUCAAAGUAUGGCGACUUAUCGAACGUAGGCGAUUUGAAAACCGCGCGCAUCAAUCAUCGACAGGACAGUCAAAGCCCACCGUUUACUGAUGACAACGACUCUUCGCCAAGCGAUAAAGGUCUACAAAGACCAAUACACAGGAACGUCUUUCGUGACGGGGCCACUAAAAUUGACUAUGUGUUGGUGUAUGAGGAAGUCGUUGAUCAGAAUGCCUCGUCAAACACCGCCAGUAACAAAGCCACAACAAAAAUGGCAUCGAAUAGUGCCGAGGAGACGGGUAAACAGUCACGAAAAGCUCGUAAAGCAGAAAGCUGGCGGGAUUCGUUUCUUCAGAAUCUGGAAUUAGCUGGCUUAUACAUCGAGGAGGAGGUUGUGGAGGUUUUGGGGGAACGCAAAAAGCUGCACUUUAUUAAACUGUCAGCACCGUGGGAAGUCCUCGUAGACUAUGCUGAAGCAUUGUGCUUUCGGGCACCUUUGCAAAUAGACACUCAGUCGAUGACGAAACCGAAAUGGCCAGAGCGUCCUCUGGGUAACUACCUGCAAGCGCUAAACAUUUUCGACCAGGAGGUGCCAAACGAACCUAUCGACUAUUAUACUUGUCCAUUUAAAAAGGCCAAACUUGUUAGGUUCAGAUUUUUAGGCAGUAGUAAUCAUGACGAAUACUUCACAACGACGCAGCGUAUUAGAAUUGUCCAUGAGAUCCUACAGAAGACUGAAUUUGGUCGUCGACGGAAAGCUCAUAUCGGUCUUGAUCGCCUUCUCGAAGAAUCUAUCUUCACAGCUGCUUACCCGUUGCACGAGGGCUGUCACAAACCACCCGAAGACUUACUUCCGCGAGAGUAUUCACGUCGGCAGGUGCUAUUCGAGUUCUGGGUCCGAUGGGGUCGGUGGUACAAAUUCCAGCCACUCAAUCAUAUCCGCGAAUACUUUGGUGAAAAGAUCGCCAUUUACUUUGCUUGGUUAGGUCUUUACACCGCUUGGCUAUUGCCUGCCGCCGGAGUCGGUAUCCUCGUGUUCAUAUACGGUAUCGUCAAUGUUGCCACAGACAAGCCGACUGCGGAGCUUUGCGCGAGUGAUUAUAUAUACCGAAUGUGCCCUCGCUGCGAGGAACGUUACGGCUGCGACUUCUGGUAUCUUUCGGAAAUUUGUAUUUUCACUAAGCUUACGUACCUCUUCGACCAUCCGGGAACUGUCUUCUAUUCGUGUUUUCUUUCGUUUUGGGCUGUAACUUUCCUUGAGUACUGGAAGCGUCAAUGUUCGCGCCUAGCGCACCAGUGGGAUUGCAUGGACUAUGAGGAAGAAGAGGAACCGCCUCGACCCGAAUUUGCCGCUAAAGCGUACUCCGAAGCGCGCAAUCCGGUCACGGGUCAACGGGAGCCCUCGUUCCCGCACUGGAUUCGCAUGCAACGCAUCGUUGCCGGCAUCGCCAUCCUUAUUUUAAUGAUAUCUCUAGUUUUGGUCUUCAUGGUCUCGGUCAUCAUCUACCGGGUUCUCAUCUCGAUUCCGCUGUUUCGGUCGACACAACUGAAGGGCUUUGCUUCAGUGAUUGCGUCUUCCUCAGGAGCGUUCGUUAACCUGAUCUUCAUUAUGAUCCUUGAAAGGAUCUAUCGAAAGCUUGCCUACAAACUCACCCAAUGGGAGAUGCAUCGCACACAGACGGAAUUUGACAAUAACCUUACCUUUAAGGUGUUCAUGUUUCAGUUUGUAAAUUACUAUUCAUCGAUAUUCUACAUCGCCUUUUUCAAAGGUCGUUUUGUGGGCUACCCAGGCCAUUAUACUAAAAUGUUAGGCCUACGCAACGAAGAGUGUUCGGGCAGUGAUUGCUUGUCUGAGCUUGCUCAACAACUAGCUGUCAUUAUGAUCGGUAAACAGACAAUCAACAAUGCACAGGAAAUACUCCUCCCCAAAUUGCAAAACUGGUGGAGUCGCAAAAAGACGCAGUUCCACGAGGACGGCAAAUUGACGCAAUGGGAAGAGGAUUACACGCUGUCGCCAAAUGAAGGACUCUUUCAAGAGUACCUCGAAAUGGUGUUACAAUUUGGCUUUAUCACGAUAUUCGUGGCCGCAUUUCCACUGGCUCCACUCUUCGCGCUGCUCAAUAACUGGAUAGAAAUAAGGCUAGAUGCACAUAAGUUCGUCUGUGAAACACGGCGUAGCGUACCCGAACGUGCCCAGAACAUUGGGAUUUGGUUUUCGAUACUCGAGUUACUCUCCCGUGUGGCUGUCAUCAGCAAUGCGUUUCUAAUCGCGUUUACAUCGGACUUUCUUCCACGGAUGUUGUAUAUGUAUAGCUACGAUCAUGGCUCUCUAGAAGGUUAUCUUAAUUUUACACUGAGCGUAGCGCCAGAUGGAGCACAUUCACAGAGUUGCCGAUACAGAGACUUCCGCGACUCACAAGGGGUCCACACUACCUUCUUUUGGAAGCUGUUGGCUGCACGAUUUGCCUUUGUACUAAUCUUCGAGCAUGUCGUCUUUGCAAUUUGCCACAUAAUUGACCUACUGGUACCGGAUGUGCCCCAGGACGUUACCAUCAAAGUGAAACGAGAGCGUUACCUUGCUAAACAGGCUUUCACCGAUUCAGAACACAUCCUCAAGAUCGUUAGAAAUGAAGAUGCAUUUGAUGAGGAGGAAGGAGCGACGUCUCGAGGUGCUGCCUACACCAACGAAACUAGUUUUGAUUUCCGGAUGAAUCUGCCUGAGUCAGGUGAAUUAGCCAAUUCGGGUUAGAGUGAUGAUUAAUCCAUGAUAAUAUUUGUAGCAGAUACUUUCUCUGUGAAGCCGAACAUAGUAACGGACGCGAUUCCAACGUUUAAAAGCGUAACUCAAAAAAUUCAUCGAUCGCCCGUAGCAGAUGUGUACGUAGAUCCAGUACGUAGAGGGGACGAUCUUGCUGGUGAUAUGCCUCUUGCUCAAAAGGCAACUUACCUAUGAUAACAACCUAUGUGAAACGUGGUAAUAUUUGAUCGAGAAAAAAAAAAUAAAGACAUUUGCCUGAUAUAUGAAUUAUUUAAACCGAAAAGCGUACGAUCGAAGAGAAAGGAAUAUUGUACAUCGAUAACAGACAGGUCACUGACACGACAGUCUUUUCCCUAUUACUACUCUCUACAUUAACCGCUUUUAGGCUUGUAGGGGACAAUUGAUACUGGCACGUUCUGGAAAGUUUAUGGCGCUGUACUUCGGGAUCAUAGCAUAAUUUUCGGGGUUAUCGAGCAUAGACGGAAAUCAUCGCGCCACACAACCAGUGAAUAUUAUUAAUAAAUGAUUCCAUCGGGAAUUGCUUCAACCAUAUCAACAGGGAUUUGAUUUCACAUAUAUAUGUUGACAUUUUCUGGAGAAGCGUCUCGCCUUAUAGAAAGCUGUACGGUUAUGCGCCAAUGACCAUCUGCGUGGGCGCUAUCUUCAAUGGGGUAUCUACAUCGUGAUAAUUAUAAUAAUCGUGUAUAUAAAUAAGGGUCGAAAGUCUAUUAUUAUACACCGUAUAUUGUAUGAAACAUUACAUACAUACGUGGAAAAUUUAUCGGAAAAAACUAUCUUCCUCUAUGUUAUAACAGAAAACGACGACAGCAAGCUCGCGCCUCAGUUAUGAACAAUUUCAAUCGGAAUAACUAGCGAUAAAAGCGUGAUAUGAAAUGUUUUGCGGCACGUUGCGAUCUCUUCAACAAAUUUACGUUGUUAUUACUAUUGUCAAUGGUAGUUGUUAUUGUUGACGUUUAUUGUAUAUAUGGCUGUAUUAGGUUGAACGCGUUGAAUGUUCUAGAUGGGGCAUCCAGCAAUCCUACAACCGAUAGAGUAGGAACUUUGCUCAUUUGAAAAGUCAAGCACAGAUCUACAUUAUAUGGCUAUAAUGUAUUCGUGCUACCUGUGCACAUAGAGAAGUUAAGCGUUACCAAAUGUGGCCGCCUAUCAAAGGCAACGUAUCUGCUGUCUAGUUACCGGUCGAUUCAUUAAUGGAAAGGUCUACAAACAACGAAUCAUCGGCCAUCCACAUUGCUCUGUCAGUUAGGUUUAUUAAUAAAUAUAUGUAAAUAGGUCAGUUUAUUAAUAAAUAGUUCCACCAUUUGAAAAGUACAAUUAUUGACUUUACGUGACCAAUGUAUGCUUUUAUAGAGCUGCAUUCAGUUAUUUGUAGCAUGGACUGUCCUACAUGUGAUGCGAAAUAAUUUCUCUUAACUAAAUUUCGCUUAUGGACAACGUUUGGGCCGCUAGGCGGUUAAAGCCAUCUUAUUAAUUAGUCUCGCUCCAUCUCGAUGGGAAACGUGGUGUAUGGGUCCAAGACGUUUCGUGUUAAGUUCUUCAACCGCUUGUCAUGGGCGUUGAAUCCGAACUUCUGAGAACUGAAUAAUACUCAAAAGUGUAUGCGAGUCCAGUUGCAGAUAGUAAAACAGACGUACGAUGCCUAGACAACAAAAAAACACUAGAAAACUGGUUGUAUGAUGCGGUCAAUAUUUGACGCCAGCUAUACUAAUAUUAAUGUUAAGCCUGGCCUCAUUUCAACUUGUCUUAUAACAUGUAGUCUUGUCAGCGCGCAUCUUUAAGAAAAUCAGAAUGGUGAAAUAUGCAGCUUAUUAAACAGCAGAUAUUUUUAGAACGGGUCGUUACGAGUGGGCCGUUUGUUGACUGGCUGCGAUGAUGGGGUGUAGAGGAUUACGAGUCUCCACACUGACAAAAUAGUUAUCUAGCUGAAACGUACAACUGUUCUGCUUAUAUAGCGCUGUACGACCACAGCUCUGAACCGUAGAGAGACUGCGCUGCAUCAUAUCUACGACUUGGUCGUAUCAAUUCAACGUUUGUUGUUAUUCAUUUAGUGGCUAGUUUCGAGGAGAUGCUGUAGACGGCUCUGGCAUCUGAUAGUAGCGUUACUGCUCUACUUCGAAUAAGACGAAUUGGGAUUGGUUUCAUUUUGUAUCAUGUGAAAGGACGAAACCUAUACGGCAGCACAAUGUCUUUCCUCUAUUCCUAAACCUUUUCGUCUAUAGAACGAUAACUAUGGAAGUGAAAGCUGAAGCCAGAUGUUUGCUGGCCUAAUAACUAGGCACAGUGGCGAUGAUAAUCUAAGUCUGAUACAGCUAUUCAUUUCAGUGUGGACGUACGAGAUCUACUCAGUAAAGACGCUACUCAGCAAUGAUUGAUCAUGGAAACUAUAGAUCGAUAACUUUUAGUUACUCACGUUAUUCUAGAAAAUCGACUGAGGACGCAGUAUGUUAUGUGAUGAGGAAGUAAGCAUUAAAGUAACCUUCAAAUACACGCGUGAUAAUUGGAAAUGUACAAUGGAUGCAAGUUCCAAGAAGUAUACAGUAGAAUAGAUAAAUAGAUUAAUCCGUUCGUAAACUUUUUUUUUUUCAAUUAAUCAUCACCAUUUUCUGAAUCGCUCAUCUUUUUUUGACCUACAUUGAACUAAUAGUAGUUUUUCGGACGUCACCCGGAUCGUCGUUACACAGUACUGCAAUGUUUACCAUAUAUAUUCAAUGGGAGGUACAACAGAAUUUGUAGGAUUGCCUAUCUCGCCUAAAAAUCAUUCCAACUACUGCUAUAUACAUAGUAAUACGAAUCAGUGAUUUUACUGCAUCGGCUAUUAUCAUUGCGAUUUUAAAAAUUCAUUAGAUAACAUUAUAUAUGUCUAUAAGCUUCUUCAUUCUUAUGAAAGGCUAGUUAGUGCUUGUGUGUGGCAUGAUAUAAUUAGUCCAGUGUUUAGGUUGCUUUUGCUAACUGUCGACAAUGGCGCCCAUGUUUAAACGUAGACUCAAAUAGGGUCUUCGAUAUAUUGUAAGGGUCAGUAGAAUAAAAAAUUAAGUCUCGGUAUAUUCGUUGGUACGUUCUGAUUUCGGUGGCUGAAAUCAUUCAUUUAUGUUUUGCUUAAUUCCCUUCUUCCUCUGGAAUUUAACAUUAUUCUAACAUAGUAUUAACUGUAAUUCAGCUACAGUGCUUCUAUAUUAAGAAGGUCGGUAUAGUACGAUCAUUUUCUCAGAGUCGUCUCUUUGAGGACCUAUAAACAGUCGGAAGGAUGAUGCAACUCUAUUGUACCCACAUUGCAAUAUAAUUCUACCUUAUAGCUUCAUGUGUUUUCUUCUUUAUGGGAGAUGCACUUUUGCUACCUGAAAAAAAGUGGACGAUGAUGAUCGUUUGCUUCUCGCAAAGAAGUAAGCUACUGUUUCUUUAACACAGACCAGGUUACGUCACCGCCAAAUGCUCCGCACAACUUCCCGCCCAUUUAAACUUCAUCGCUGUAUGUUCUUGCUAGCAAUGAACUGUGAGAAGUAAACCGAAAGCAGUCAUGGUAAUAAAAAAAACAUCAUAUAAAAUAUAUAGGAAAAGGGAGAACAUCGUGAUUUGGCUAUCUGUCUACACAAGCGUGUGACAACAAAAAUAUUACGAUACCAUAGGAAAUAGAGAUAUAAACGAUAAGCUAUUCAUAUCAAAAAAAAAAAAAAAAAAAACUGUCGCGGUAAUCAUGGUUUGUUAACGAUUUGAAUGUUAAGCAAGUAAAGCUACGAAUCCCUAGCAAAAUAUGCGCUUGGCUGAAAUGAGGAAAAUGCAUAAAAAAUCAUGACAUUUGUCUUUCUCAAUGGAUU